GUUAUCUUCAUAUUGAAACGAAACAAAAUCUCUCUCAAUUUACAGAGAAGAAAUAUAGUUUUAAGGGAGUAUUUUCUCUUAUUGUUUCCCUUAAGGAAUCGGAAAACCCAGGAAGAAGAAACUUGUUUUCUUUAUUAAUUGCCUAUAAAUCACCCCUUUCCCUUUGAAGGUUGAUUGAAAUAGUCUUUGGAAUUUUCUUUUUCUUUCUUGGGUGUAUUUAUUUGCACAAAUUUUGAUUUCCUUUUUCGUUAAAAUGGGAACAGAAGUUUUGCGGCCACAAAAUUGUUUGAUUGACAGGUUCAGGGAACCACAACCGGCGGCGGCGUUUCAUCGUCGGAAAAAUAAUGGGUAUUAUAAUAACAACGGUUACCGGAAACCGGUUGUUAGAACGGAGAAAAAGAAGUUGAACAGCAAGAUCCAGAACCAAUCUGAGCCGUCGAUUUCUAGGAGAUCUGAGGAGUCGAAACCGGUUCAGAUCCCUGGGAGAGUUACACCGGUGGUAGACGGCGGAAUCGUGAUGGGUCAGGUAAUGAUUUUGAGAAGGGGAGAGUCGUUGGAUUCUCUGAACCCUAAUAUCAGGAAAGAGAACAAAACAACGUCGUCGGGUAAGAAGAAGAAACAACCGGCGAGUGGUAGCGGUGAUGAAUUGACGACAGUUUACGGUACCGGAAGAUUAGGUCCGGAACAACCCGGAAUGUUCCCGAAAAAUAUCCGGGUCGGGCAUACCCCGACCGACGUUUAUGCCGGAUCUGCUUUCUCAAAUUCUCCAUCGCCUCGAUCUCUUCCUCUACCUUCUUUCUUCAACAACAUGAACAACAAAAAGCAAGUAGAAUUGACAUCAUUCGAUGAUUCAGCGUCGAGAGAUUUACGGCGGUUGCUCCGACUGGAGUAAUGGAUCCGACCCGUAUUCUGGAGAAUUACCUCUUAUAAUUCAUAAUAACUAGUUUGGAUUCUCCCCAGUCUCUAAUUAGGUUUAAGGUUGACUUAUAUUACUAUUAAAUCUUUCCUAUUCGCUCCUAAAUUCUUAUAAUUUUGGAACUUUCAGUUUUCUCCAUGAAUUUUUUUUAGACAUGGAGAAUUGAAAAGGUCUGAAAUUUGAGAAAAAAAUGCGAAUAAUUUCUUCUUCUUAUUUUAUAUUUUAGGUCUGGGGAUUAAGUAUGGAUGGAGGGGUUUAUUGUAUUUAAGGGGAAAGAGAUCGAUGAAUAAGUUUAGUUUUAUGUUAAAUAUAUUGUGUUUGUGAAAAAAAAGACUCUAAUGAUGGAAUUAUUGAAUAGCUUUUGUAAAGCUUUUUAUUUUGGAUUAAUGGUUAGUACUAUAAUCAGAACAA
This is a messenger RNA of Solanum lycopersicum (tomato), 1327 nucleotides long. RefSeq lists its product as uncharacterized. The record is from RefSeq and is a predicted model, not a curated record. Lineage: Eukaryota; Viridiplantae; Streptophyta; Magnoliopsida; Solanales; Solanaceae.